AUGGUCCCCGGAUGGCUCCAGACACUUCUGAGCACAAACAAGAGUGCGCCAAAGCUCUAUGCCUGGAGACCGUCUGAUAUAGAGGAUCCGACCCUCUCUGAAAAUCAGGCUAAGAUCGCAAGCUCUGAGCUUGUUCGUCAGGCCGACGAGUCACAGAUCUACGUUCUUGGUGUGGGAAAUCUCGGCGUCCUUUUUGCUACUUCGCUUGCAUCGCUGCCAAACCCACCUGCUAUCACGCUCGUUUUGCACAGAACGGAACUUCUGCUCUCCUGGCAACAGGAACCGGGCCUCGAAAUCACCAGAGGCGGUGUGUUCCACAAGCAUUCAGGAUUCGACGUCGAGUUGUGGUCCGAAGAACCACCGCCAGGUCGUCAACCUCGCGAAGUUGCCAAUGGCCAGAAAAUUCGCAAUCUCAUCGUUACCACUAAGGCGGCUCAAGCUCUACCGGAAGUUGAUCGCGUCCGUCGUUAUCUCAAUAGCGACUCCACGGUGGCUUUCGUCCAAAACGGCAUGUGCAAGAUGUGGCCACCGCACGGAACUACCUACAACUCGGAGCGUUAUUCGCAGGGCCAGCCAACCCAACACCCCAACUGGCUGGCUUGCGUGACAACGCAUGGUGUUACUUCCGCAGGCCGCUUUAGAAGCGUGCACGCGUCCGAGGCGGAUGUCAAGGUUGGCCCAGUCCUCUUGAGUACCAAGUCUCCCGAAAGCGCGACCUAUCUCUCUGAUGCUCUGGUUCGAGCACCACAUCUCAAUGGAACUUCUGUUGCACGACAUGAUCUUUGGAUCCUUCAACUGGAGAAGCUGGUGGUCAAUUCCAUCAUCAAUCCGCUCACCGCCAUCCUCCGUUGCAAGAAUGGAAAGCUGUUCGCGGAAGAGGGUAACAUUGUCGCACAAUUAAUGGACAGAUUGCUACAAGAAGCAAGCGGGGUACUCCGAGCUCUGGUUGCCGACAGCAUCGCCACUUCGAUUUUGCAAGCGACGCCCAAUGGGGACCACGUAUCAAGAGACACAACAGUUUCCCCCGAGGACCUCGCGAAGCGCUUCUCUCAUGCUCGACUCAAGGGGAUGCUCUACGAAGUCGGUCACAAAGUCAGGGAGAAUACGAGUUCAAUGCUGCAAGACGUUCGAGCUGGAAAGCAGACCGAAAUCGACGAGUUCAACGGCUGGCUUGUCGAAACGGCAGCAUACCUGGGAGACAAUUUGGAUGUCACCAGUCACAAGAUCCUGAUCGAUCUUGUGAAGAAAGGUGUCAUUCUGGACACGGAUUCGCUCAGUUCUCAUUUCCCCCAUUUGUGA
Molecule: messenger RNA, 1299 nt
Organism: Colletotrichum siamense
Lineage: Eukaryota; Fungi; Ascomycota; Sordariomycetes; Glomerellales; Glomerellaceae
Gene: BEA2
Product: Ketoisovalerate reductase BEA2
Exons: 1
Coding region: 1-1299 (432 amino acids)
Cellular component (GO): mitochondrion; cytoplasm
Molecular function (GO): 2-dehydropantoate 2-reductase activity; NADP binding
Source: RefSeq, a predicted model, not a curated record